Messenger RNA from Xyrichtys novacula (pearly razorfish), 1176 nucleotides. NCBI's taxonomy places the organism in Eukaryota, Metazoa, Chordata, Actinopteri, Labriformes, Labridae. The record is from the annotation of a GenBank genome assembly.
AUGCCUGAGAAAAGUAAGAGUGGCAUAACUACAGUACAAAAUGUUGUUAAGUAAUGUAUUCUAAUUAUUGAAUUGAAUGUUACUAAAUCAUAUCUUUUCACCAAGAGUUCCAGCGGGUGGUCGUGGAAACACUUUUGGAAAUCUGCGAUGAAUUGAAAUCGCUCAACCAGCAGGGGGACAUUGAAGAUGAGGGUGAGCAGAUACGUCAGUUGCCGUUAAGGACUUUGGAGGAGGCUCAGCGCAUGUCGUUGGAAAUCAGUAGGCACCCCAGCAUAAAACGUUUACUGGUAAGUCAAAUAGAGAUGCUAAAAAUGAUAGAAAUCUAUACAUUAGACACUCUUGAUAAUUUGAUUAUAUCAUACAGAUAAAACAACUGUCACACCUUGGGGGGAAGGACAUUAAGACCUGCACACGCAGGAUCCUGGACAGGUAUGAAUAUGACAGCAAGACAAUGUUAUUAAUACAAUCAUGUACUGUUGGUGUUUAUCAAGUCUUUCUAGUGAAUUGCAAGAGUAAGCAGUAUUAUGGUGCGUUCACACAGGCACUUGCGCAACGGCAGCGAGGGUUUCUCUGAGGUUUUAGGGAAUUGUUCCGCAAAUAAAGAGCUGCGCUGGACACGGUAUCCGACGAGAUCGAGGGGAAACCUAGAGCGGGUGUGACGUAAUGCGCAACGCGAAUUGACGGUGGCAAAGUGACACGUUUUAGGACACAAGACAGGACAAGUUGCGUUGCCUGUCCGGUGUGAACGCACCUUAAGAGAUUUAUUUGUCUUUGAUAUCCAUUUCAGAAUUUUACACAAUGACGUGCAGAGGAAGUACAACCUCCUGGGUGGAGGACGCCAGGGGAAAAAAGGCUUUAAGAAAACUGCUUUCUUCACAGUUGUUCUUGGUAAGUGAAUUAUAUCUCUGCAAGUUAUUACUUAUUCUUGGUCAUGUUACUGACUCAUUUAAAGCCUGAAGCUGUAAAAAAGUGGAGAAUCCUUCCGGACAAUACUAGAUAAUUUCUACACUUACUAUGAUUCAAGUUUCUUUUGUUUUUUUUCUUUUUGCAGAGUCUGUUCGCAUCAACUUCCCGACAGCAACAGAGGACCUGGUCGCAGCAUCGAUUGGGGACCAUUUGAAACAGGCACCAGCUCGAUGUGGUGGGAGGGGCACCACCACAACACCACCCUGCUAA